Molecule: messenger RNA, 591 nt
Organism: Lasiodiplodia theobromae
Lineage: Eukaryota; Fungi; Ascomycota; Dothideomycetes; Botryosphaeriales; Botryosphaeriaceae
Product: Caffeine-induced death protein
Exons: 2
Coding region: 1-591 (196 amino acids)
Cellular component (GO): mitochondrial intermembrane space; mitochondrion
Source: RefSeq, a predicted model, not a curated record
AUGUCAAAGCCAUACGAUCGUCCUGAGCUGACGCCACAGUUCUGCUUCAAUCAGACCGCCCUGCGAGAUUUCCUCCGCCUGUCUCGUGCCACGAUAGACGAUUCCAUUACCCAAAACCUAAACUCACUCCUUACCCCCGCCUCUGCUGGCUUCGACCCCUCUUCGACGAGCACUCGUUCGACACUACCACCCGGGACGCGCCGCCAGAUUCCCGCGUCCAGCUGCAACUACUUCAAGGACAAAGUGCUCUUCCCAUCAUGGCAGAUGCGCUCUGAUGUUCUGAGCUACUGCGCAAGCGUCGCCACAUCGCCGGAUCCUGAUGACCCCGUGUCUAUCCUUCGCGAAGUGGACGAUGCCAAGGUCCGCGAGCGCAUUGUGGACGAGCGACUAGAUCCAUACAGCGCUCGCUAUUUUCCCAAAGAGCUGCGGACAGAGAUGCUGGCGAACGUGAUUCGAAACGAGCGGAUGGUGGAGAAUAUCAUCAGGACUAGAACAUGGAGUCUAGUGGGUGAGAGGUGUGGAGAUGAGGGGCGAGGCUUUGAGGCUGCCUUGAACGAGUGGAGGAAAAAGCAAGAGGCUGGGCACCAAUGA